UUUUUUUUUAUCUUUGUUUCCUUAGUAACUCAACCCUCAACACACAUUCACUAAAACCAGCAGGAUUUCUUUUUGUCUUGGUGACCUCUACAGCAGCCAUUUUAAAGGACAACAGCACUCCAGUUUCCAAACCAUAAGGAGAUUUUUUUAUUUUUUUACAACUUUUGCCUUGCAGUAUUUUGGAAUAUCCACUCAUGCAGUGUCCCUAUGGGGGAUUAAACCAGUACAGGAAUCCACACUGACUCCUCUUUGGCUCUGCUAGACGGUGUUUUUUUUCAGUGAGGUCUGCUUGUGACUGGAGGUGGACUGAGCCAUCAUGGCUGGGAAGGGCAACCCGCUGCCUGGCCCCCACCUAAACGGCUUCCCCAUGCCCACCUACUCCUACUUCUUCCCCCACAUGUUGGGGAGCCUGUCGCCUCCGGCCCUGGCGGGACUGCCUAUCAGUGGAUACAGCACCCCCUCACCAGCCACGAUAGAGACCCAGAGCACCAGCUCAGAGGAGAUAGUGCCAAGCCCGCCGUCACCUCCCCCGCCGCCCCGCGUCUACAAGCCCUGCUUUGUGUGCCAGGACAAGUCCUCAGGGUACCACUAUGGUGUCAGCGCCUGUGAGGGCUGCAAGGGCUUCUUUCGGAGAAGCAUCCAGAAGAACAUGGUGUACACCUGUCACCGGGAGAAGAACUGCAUCAUCAACAAAGUCACCCGCAACCGCUGCCAGUACUGUCGGCUGCAGAAGUGCCUGGAAGUCGGGAUGUCCAAGGAGUGCCCUUCGCCCCUCCCCUCUCGGCAGACAGCACACAAAUUCCCCAAUGGGCUCAACACAAGCACGGCCGGCCCAACAGUAAGGAAUGACCGGAAUAAGAAGAAAAAGGACGAGAAGAAGCAGGAGUGCACAGAGAGCUACGUGCUGAGUCCAGAAACAGAGCGGAUGAUCGACCGGGUUCGCAAGGCCCACAAAGAAACGUUCCCCUCUCUCUGCCAGCUGGGCAAAUACACUACGACUAACAGCUCAGAACGACGUGUAUCUUUGGACGUGGACCUGUGGGACAAGUUCAGCGAGCUCUCCACCAAGUGCAUCAUCAAGACGGUGGAGUUUGCUAAGCAGCUGCCCGGUUUCACAACGCUUACCAUCGCUGACCAGAUCACUCUGCUCAAAGCCGCCUGUCUGGACAUCCUGAUACUCCGGAUCUGCACACGCUACACACCAGAGCAAGACACCAUGACUUUCUCAGAUGGACUCACGCUAAACCGAACCCAGAUGCACAAUGCCGGCUUCGGUCCCCUCACCGACCUGGUUUUUGCCUUUGCCAACCAGCUCCUUCCUCUGGAGAUGGACGAUGCAGAGACGGGGCUGCUCAGCGCCAUCUGUUUGCUGUGUGGAGAUCGACAGGACUUGGAACAGGCAGAGAAGGUGGACGUCCUGCAGGAGCCCCUCCUGGAGGCGUUGAAGAUUUACGUAAGGAGGAGGAGGCCCCACAAACCCCACAUGUUCCCCAAGAUGCUGAUGAAGAUCACUGAUCUGAGAAGCAUCAGCGCUAAAGGAGCUGAGCGGGUCAUCACCCUGAAGAUGGAGAUCCCCGGCUCCAUGCCCCCUCUCAUCCAGGAGAUGCUGGAGAACUCGGAGGGCCUGGAAAGCGGUGCCGCAGGCGGCCGGCCCAGUGGUGCCCCCCCAGGCAGCUGCAGCCCCAGUCUGUCCCCUAGCUCUGCCCAAAGCAGUCCAGCCACACAAUCGCCGUAGUAGCGGCCCACCUUUUUUUUUAUUAUUCCUCACGAUGCUCUCUGUGUCCUCCCUCGACGUUCUAAAGAGGAGGGGGCGAAGGAGGGGGGGGCCUUGCAGAGCCAACCUCCUCCUUUCCUACGACACAAGACCCCAACUCCUGUUCUGCUUUCCCCUUACUCUGGAGCACUUUCCCGAUGUGAGGGGAGGUAAGGCCGGGGCAGGCCGGGGCAACAGGAUGCCUCUGAGAGACCACACCGUAAACACUGCUGAUGACUCCUCCCGCGUCUCCCUCCACUCUCCCCUCCAAUGCUGCUCCUCCCCUCUCCACCUUUCUCCAAAAAAGACAAAUGGAAACAAAUCUGGAUGCAGUGGUGACCAGUUUCGAUUGGAACUGAGAGUGGGCGGGGCAUCGUGGGACAAAUAUAUGAUCAAGGACAAUGCAUACAGACUGACUUGACAAACACCAGACACUUUUUUUUGUUGUACUCUGAGGCAGACUGCAAGCUUGGGACUCGUCAAAAGACCCCCUCCUCAAAGACUCUGGGUCUUUUCUCUUUUUCCAACUUCAAAAAGACAGAUUUCGUACAAAAGAUAUAUAAAUAUAUAUAGAAAGUUAAGGAACUAUUGUGAUUGACAUGUCCAGAACAGAAUGGCAGGUUGAAAUGAGAUGUUUUCUGAGAUUAGAAAUUGUUGUAUUCCUCCACCGUUUGAAUCGUUUUCAUACCCAUCGAGAGUAUUGAGAGAGACCUUUCAGUUUGAUCACAUUUGUACAUUAUUCCAGUUAACAAAAAGCAAAAGAUGUUGAAAUUUCUCUCCAGUCUACACACGCAAACACAAACAAACAAACAAACAAGACACGUAUACACUUACACACACACACACACACACACACACACACAGACACACACACACACACACACACACAGACACACACACACAAAUGUGCACAGAAAACAAGUCGCAAUGAAUAUCACCCACUAUUCCAGGUUGGAUUUGUUUUCCUUUUUUCUUUUUUUUUCUUUUGCUUCCAAGAGAAUGGAAAAAAAUAUGAUUGUAUGAACUUGGUUGUAUAAUAUGGUCACAGGUCCUUUCAAGAAAUCAAAUUAAUGAAGAUUCAUUAUUAAGGUGUAUUUUAAGUAGCCUUUGAGUUUGUGUAUAUAAGCUGUAUUCAUUUCUUUAAAACUAUGAAGAGUUUUAGGCUUCACCUGAUUUUUUUUUUUUUUUUUUUUU
Molecule: messenger RNA, 2947 nt
Organism: Anoplopoma fimbria (sablefish)
Lineage: Eukaryota; Metazoa; Chordata; Actinopteri; Perciformes; Anoplopomatidae
Gene: raraa
Product: retinoic acid receptor, alpha a
Exons: 9
Coding region: 317-1735 (472 amino acids)
Biological process (GO): cellular response to corticotropin-releasing hormone stimulus; retinoic acid receptor signaling pathway; regulation of transcription by RNA polymerase II
Cellular component (GO): transcription regulator complex; nucleus
Molecular function (GO): nuclear glucocorticoid receptor binding; zinc ion binding; RNA polymerase II cis-regulatory region sequence-specific DNA binding
Source: RefSeq, a predicted model, not a curated record